AUGACUUCACGCGUGCGUUCGUGUUCUCUCGCAAAUGUUUCGUCGAAAAGAAGGACGAGAGAGCAACCGUCGCGUCGUGAACAUCUCGAACGGGCGACGGGAAAUCGUCGACGUAAUCGUCGAAUCUCGUCCUCGUCUUCCGCGCUUUUCGACGCAAAUAACGAGACAAACGAGGACAAAAACGAAGAAAAAACGACGAACGAAACGAUCGCCGGUACGACGAAAACGUCGAGAGUGGUGGAUUUCGUCGCGGCGUGGGAUGUGUUGAGCGGUCGCCUCUCCGAGUCGUCGAUGCUGAGAUCCGAAGAGGACGAAUCGGAUGACAUCGCGAGCUCGAACUCGCCGUCGCGGGAAAUGCUCCUCGCGGCUUUAGCGCUGGCGAUACCGAAGUUACAACGGAUGCCACACAUAGUUUUGGAUGAUUUUAACCGGAGACAUGAAUUUAGAGCAAAAAACAGAAAGGAAAAGGAUGAUGAAUUGAACGGCAGAUGUCCGCGCGAGCGAGCGGUGGCGAUGUGCACGCAACUCAUCGAUUUAGGCAUGGACGCGGAGUGCUGCUCGGCUGGUUUACUAAGAGACGCCUCGUUGGCGAACGAGAUUUCCUUGGAAACGAUCGAACAACAAUUAGGUUCGGGCGUCGUGAGAGUCGCGCACGAUUGUCAGAGAUUGAGAGACUUACCGGAACGAUUGCGAAACAACAACAACAACAACAACGCGUCGUCGGCGAACGCUACUACUUUCAACUCGAACGAUACUUCCUCCUCGUCGUCGUCAACAAAGAACAACAAUAAUACUAAUUCGAACAACAACCAAAAAAUGUUACUCUGCGACGACGAAUACGCGGAAAAAAUGCGCACGUUUUUGCUCACUUUCCACGACCAACGCGCGAUUGUCGUCGAACUCGCCUCUCGAUUGGACAUUUUGCAACACAGUCGGGAGAUUUUCAAAUCAACCGUCCGCUUGCAGCAAUUCGCGCUGGAGACGAUGAAAGUAUACGCGCCUCUCGCGUCCGCUUUACACUGCGGACAACUCUCGGCGGAGUUGGAAGACGCCGCGUUUCGAGCGCUCUUUCCGAAAUCCUACGAGAGUUUAGACAAAUGGUUACGACAGACGGAGAAAGACGACGCGAGAAAGUUGGAAAGAGCGAGACAGGUUUUGCUCGAGAAGAUGAGCAAAGACGCGGUUUUGAUGCGCGUUUUAAUCAAGGACGACGAAGUGUACGAGGAGUUGUUGAAAACAUCGGCAAAAAUGGCAAAAACAAGUGAUGACAAGAAGAGCGGCAACGGCACCAGCACCAGCACCAGCAACAGCGGUGGUGGUGAGAACAACAACUAUCCCGCGUCCUUGCGCGUAGCCUUGAAUUCCGCGCUCACCGUCUCCGCUCGACGCAAAUCUCGAUUCUCUUCCAUGAAGAAAAUACUGCGCGACGGACGCGACCGCGCGAAAUUACGAGACUUGUUGGGCGUUCGAGUGAUAUUAAACCCGCAAAAAGGCUCGAUCGCGGAUAUAGAUUUGAAAUCCGCGGAUAUGGCGUGUUAUCGCGCGCAGCAAAUCGCACACGCGACGUUUAGUGCGGUGAAAGGCAGAACGAAGGAUUACGUCGCGAAACCGAAGAAGAACGGGUACCAGAGUUUACACUCGGCGCUGAUCGUGAGCGAUGAUACUGACGAUACCGACGAUAUUGAGGACGACGAUCCAUCCGAGAAGAAUAAAAAUGACUCGCCCUCAUCGUCGUCGUCCAACGAUAACAACCACAAUAACAACUCUCAUAAUAACGGAUCGAGAACGACGGUUGAACUGCAAAUCCGAACCAGGCGCAUGCACGCUUCGGCUGAAAUCGGCAACGCCGCGCACUCGUCCUACAAAGGCGGUUUUACCGAGGGCGAUCCGGGCGCCGCGAAAACGCUGAAAGACCUCGUGGAUGCGGCGAAUAUUGCCGCGUAUGAAAAGUUUGGCGACUUUACGGACGAUUCUUUGCGAUACGAGGGAGGUGACGACACCUAUAAUCCGGACGCCGAGGACGCGCUCUUUCGCGCGUUUGACGUCGACAAGAGCGGAAGCGUAUCGGUGGAAGAGUUGAAACAAACGAUCGAAACGAUUUGGUUGAACGACGACGAUUCAGACGACGUAAACGACGUAUACGACGAAGAAGGAGAGAAUACGACGACAAAAACGACGACCGAGACAGCGGAGACUUUGAUGAAAAUGCUCGACGUCGACGCCGACGGCAAGAUUUCGCCGGAGGAGUUUAAAAAAUUUAGAGAAUUCGCAUCGACGUUUAAAGCGUGUUCAAACGCGGACGAGAAGCAAUCCGAACGCAUUCGUAAAGCCGUCGAAGUGGAGAUGAGCAGCGUCGAUGAUGAGGACGAGGAUGAUGAGGACGACGACGGCGACGAGGAAGAGAUCGUUGUCGUUGACGCCGUCAUCGAGAGUAAUGUCAAGAUUGACGACGGAAAAUCGAUGAUCGAAGAAGGAAGCGGUUUAGCGUCGACGUCGAAUUCUGCGCGACGACGAAUUAUUCGAGGACAACAACAACAACAACAAACGCAACAAAAGGUCAAGGACGACGACGAAAUCGAUGUGGAUAGAUUAGUGAAGGAAGUCAUCAGCGCUUCUGGUUCGUUCGAUGCAAUCAGCAGUUCGCAGGACGUUUCCUCGGACGAGAAGGAGGAAAAAGAAGAGAUUUUGCAACAAUCGUCAUCAACGACGACGAUGAAAACAAGCAUCCACGACGUCACGGACGACGACGAUAUAAACGAGAAGAAUGAGAAAAAAGAUGAAGAGAAGAAUGGCGAAACGAAGGAAGGCGCAAAAGCAGCGCAACCGUCAUCAUCAUCGCCUGAAAAAACAAUAAGCCCGGACCAAAUCAUCUCGCAAUCGUACGUGUUGAUCUCCGACUCGGACGCUUCCUCUCGCAAGGCGAGAGAAGCUUUGAAAGAUCCACUCGGCGGCGUCGUCGAGUGGCAACUGAUUUGGGACUUGCAAAGAGCCGGGCGAGCGGAAACUGCGAGGCAGUUGUUUUACCAGCGAACGACAAGAACGCCGUCGAACGUGCAGUUGUGGGAGCAAUGGGCGAGAUUUGAGCUCUUGCAAGGAGAUCAGGAACGAUCUCGAGGUUUAUACAAGACGGCUUUGUUGCACUCGGAAGGCGACGCGGCGGUUCGAGGCGCGAGCUUACGGAAAUGGGCGACCAUGGAAUUCGGGGCAAAGAACUUCGAGGAGAGCACGAGUCUAUUCAAGAGGUGCGUGUCGGUGUACGACGACGAGAUUUGCGGUCCGUCCUUAGGAUCGUCGUCGUCUUUAUCCUCCUCCUCCUGCGACUACCCGCCCAAGGGCGAGAUCAUGAAGAAUUUAGUCGAAGGUCGUUUGGUGGCGUUACACGCGUGGGCCAAAGGCGAAUUCAGACGAGGCAACGUCGAAGAAGCGAGACGAGUUUUGAAGUUGUGCGCGGACCACGUGAACGAGACGGACACCGAACCGAUCGCGCGCAAACUUUGCGCUACGGAAAACGUCGAGUACUCCUCUGAAAUCUUCAAAGACGUGAAAAUCCUGCGCGCGUCGCCGCACGUCGCGCAUUUGUACGCGCAGUUGGACGAAUCCGAGGGACAGUUAAAACCUGCUCUGCGUAAAUAUCGCUUCGCGAGUAGAAUCUUCCCGAACGACGCGUAUAUUCUGCAAUCGUUCGCCGAAGCGUUGGCGCGAAGAGGUCACGUGGUCAACAGCCGCAAGACGUUCAAAGAGGCGAUCGAAAAGUUCCCGCAAAAUCACGUCUUGGCGACGUCCUUCGCCAUCGCGGAAUCGAAACUGUUUUUGUCUAAAGGGAAAGAAACGGUCGCUCGAUCGGAGUUUGCCCGAGCGGCGUCGUUAGCCCCGUGGUCGGUUCAAGUUUGGUCCGCGUGGGGCCAAUUCGAGUACGCGAAAUCGCACGUCGACGCCGCGAAAAGACUCUUCGAACGAGCCGUCGAAGCCGAACUCGGGAACUCGAGAGCGCUGAUUGGUUUAGCCAAGUGCUACGACGAGAUGGAACUGUUCGAUAAGUGUCGAGAAACGCUCGAGUUGGCCAUGCUGUCCAACCCGGACAGCUGGGGCGUCUUUCACGAGAGCGCGAAAUUGUACGAGAAGCGAGGCAACGCGGCGAAAGCGUCGCACUUGUACAACAAGGCCAAAGCGCUCGGGAUGAAAUCGUCGGUGAAAAAGAACAACCUUCUUGCUACAACCAAUACUACUUCUACUUCUUAUAACAACAAGAACAAACGAGGCACGUGGGCGCCGGACGAACGGAACAAGACGGAAGAGCAAGCGCAAAUCGCGGUGGACAGAAUCAGAGCGCGGAAGUACGCCAGCGGGAGCGGCUCCGGGAAGAGAGACCCGGUCGUAAAGUUCUUCGACGAAAGAAGCAGUAGCAGCGCGUUUUCCGCGGAUGGAGGUUCCGCGGACGACUACUACCGGGAAGCGUUUCCGAACGCGUACGAGUACGACGAGGAAGAAGAUUUAGUCCCCGCGGAGAACGACGCGUCCGCCUCGAGCGGUAGUAACCGCCGAUAUAAUAACAAGAAGAAUUAA
Molecule: messenger RNA, 4563 nt
Organism: Bathycoccus prasinos
Lineage: Eukaryota; Viridiplantae; Chlorophyta; Mamiellophyceae; Mamiellales; Bathycoccaceae
Exons: 1
Coding region: 1-4563 (1520 amino acids)
Biological process (GO): guanosine tetraphosphate metabolic process; RNA processing
Molecular function (GO): protein binding; calcium ion binding
Source: RefSeq, a predicted model, not a curated record